AUGUCGAUAAAGCUUCGUGAACUCAUAAGGCUUGUUAGAAGCUGUAAAACAGCUGCUGAAGAGAGAUCAGUAAUAGCUAAAGAAUGUGCCCAUAUUCGUGCUUCUUUCAAAGAAGAGGAAAGUCAAUAUAGGCAAAGGAACAUUGCAAAACUGCUAUUUAUUCAUAUGCUGGGGUACUCAAGUUCAUUUGGUCAGGUUGAAUGCUUAAAACUUAUUGCAAGUAACAAGUUUUCUGAGAAACGUGUUGGAUACCUAGCAUUGUGCCAAUUAUUAGAUGAAGAUUCAGAAAUUUUACUGCUGGCUACUAAUAGUAUUAAAAAUGAUUUGAACAGUUCUAAUCAAUAUGUCAAUGGUCUUGCCCUAACUUCUAUUGCAAAUAUUGCUCCAAAGGAAAUGUGUAGAGCUGUAUUUCGCGAAGUUUGUGAAUUACUAAUGGUUGGAAAUCCAUUUAUAAAAAAGAGAGCACUCUUAUCAGCUGUACAUAUUAUUAGAGUAGUGGAUGAUAUUGAAAUAGAGUGUUUUUUACCAUAUAUACCAUCUUUAUUAGAGGAUAAACACCAUGGAGUUUUAUUGGGGACCUGUCAUCUAUUAAAUACAAUAAUACAGUAUCACCCUGAUCAAAUAGAAGCAUUGGGGCAUUUCUUACCAUUUCUAAUAAGGAUAUUGAAUACAAUAAGUAUGGCAGGCUACUUAAACUCAACUGAAUAUGAAAGUGGUGGUAUAACAGAUCAAUUUCUUCAUGUACAUAUCCUUCGUGUAAUUGGCAAUCUUUGUAGUGUAAUACAACCUGAAAUUAAAGAAGAAGUAUGUGCAUUGUUGGCUCAGCUAUUAACAAAUACAGACCACUCUAAAAAUGGAGGUAACUCAAUUUUAUAUGAGUGUGUCCGUUCCAUAAUAAAACUUUUGCCCUUUGUAGAAGAAGAAGGUUUGUAUAUGCUGGCAGUAAAUGUUGUUACAAGAUUUUUGCAAAAUAUAGAUAUGAAUACUAGAUUCAUAGCUCUUGGAUUACUAGAAAACAUGACAAAUUUUAAAUUUGGUAAUUUUAUAGAUAAUGCUGGUAUAACAACUGGAAAUAAAUAUGGAAUAGCUCCUCAUCAAAGCUUAAUACUAGAUUGUCUAAAAGAUCCAGAUCCUUCUAUUAAAAGAAGGGCAUUAAAAGUUAUAUUUACAAUAGUAAAUAAUGACAAUAUCAAACACUUUGUGAAAGAUUUACUCAAUAUUUUACUACUUUCUGUAGAAAAGGGCGAUAAUGACUUUGCAAUUGAAUUGGCAACUGGACUUUGUAUAGUUAUUAAAGCAUGUACGCAUGCAAAUCCAAUAUGGUUUAUUGAUACAUUCAUAAAAUUAUUUUGUUUAGCUGGAAAUUUAAUUAAAGAAGAAGAAAGGGAUAGUUUUUUAUCUUACCUAUCAUCUUUAGGGGAAUCUUUAAAAAUUCAUUCAUAUAUUGUUGAAAAAUUAUAUUUAUCUUUACUUAAUCAUUUAGAUCAGCUCUUAUUAAUUCAAACAACAGUUUGGUGUAUUGGCGAGUAUUCACAAUUUUUAUUUCAAAACAACGAAGACAAGAACUUUGUACAUGAUGGAACUUCAAAUACUAAGAAAUAUGAUAUGAUAGAUCCUAAAGUUGAAGAUAGCAAGCAUGUAGAUAAUGUAUUACAUAAAGGUAUAUCCAACAUGAGUGCAAUAACUAGUGAGUCAAUUAUUGACCUCUUGGAAUAUAUACUAACUCAGAAUAUUCGUGAAUUUAACUCUACAAAUUGCUUAUUAACUAAUUUACCCAUAAAUAUAGAUAUAUCAACUCCACUAAAUGGAAUAGGGUAUGUAAAUUCUCCUAAUACAAUUGAAACAACAAUACUAUUAACUUUAGUAGCAUUAAUAAAGUGUUCUACACGUCUUCCAAAAGAAAAAUUAAGAAUACAAUCUAUACUAAAAUUCCACUUAAAGUCAUGGUCUGUUGAAAUACAGCAACGCACAUUUGAAUACUUUGAAAUAUUACAGCCUUGUUGGGACGCAAAUAGAAAAACAAUUUUUGAUUUAAUGCCUCCAUUUGACUUUUCUAAAAUACAGACAACUCCUAGAGCAUCUUCAUUAACUGGUAUUGGAGUGAGUAAUAUUCAUAUACCAUCUCUACAUAAUAAAUUAUAUGGAAUUAACAAAGCAAAAAAGGAUUCUUUAUGUGAAGUAAAUAAUGGAACAGUUACAAAUCUCAAUACUAAUAUGAAUUCUACUCCAAUAACUAUAGAUCUUUUGGAUUUAUAUUCCUCACCUGAUAAUACAUCUUAUACUACUAAUAACACAAACAAAGAAGCUGAUAAGAGGAAUAAUGAAAGAAUUCUAGUUACUGAUUUACUUGAUGACUUUGCCCCAAUUUCAACUCAAAAAGAUGACUCCUCUACAGAAGUAAAUAUACAAGUAAAUACAUCAAAGCAGGAUAUUUCUGGUUUAUUACCAUCAUUAAAUUUAUCACCUACUUCUCAAAGUAUAACAAAAAAACCAAAUACUUAUUCAGUAUUAGAUGAUUUAUUAGAUUUUGGAGUUCCAAAAAUUAUGAACUUAUCCAGUACACAGAAUAAAGAUAUCUCUCAAUUUAAAAAUUUAAAGUCGGAAAAUAUUGAACAAUCUCAAACUAAAGAUAUUGGGGAUAUAUCAAGUGCGAAUUUAACUCAACCCUUGUUUAGUGUUACCACUAAUAAAAGUACCUACUUAUCUAGUGAUAUUAAUAUAAAUACCAAUAAUGAUAUAUGCAAUAAUAAACUCUAUUUAGAUACUACGAAUUCUAUUUCUGGAGAUUUAUUAACAAAUACUAAUUUAUCUGCUUUACCUGAAUCAGCUUCUAAUAAUUUAUUGCUAAAUUCUAAUAAUACACUCCCUCCAACCAAAACAAUACAAAUAUUUGAGAAUUCAAAUAUUAGGAUUCUUAUUGAUCUUUCUAAGCAAAAAGAUCUAAAUACCACAAGUAUUUUAGCAAAAUAUUUUAAUAUUGGAACCAGUGAAGUCUCAGAGUUUAAAUUAGAAAUUGCAGUACCCAAAUAUUUGAAUAUCCAUUUAUUUCCAGCUAGUAAUGAUAUUAUACCACCAUAUAAUUCUAUGAAUCCAGUGACUCAAGAAAUUAAGAUUAAGAGAAUUGAUGAAACUAUAAAUAAACCCAUAUUAAUGAAACUACGCAUUAGUUAUAAUAUUGAUAGACAAUCGGUUUUAGAAUAUUCAAAUGUUGCAAAUAUACCAACUGACUAUUAA
This is a messenger RNA of Cryptosporidium muris RN66, 3234 nucleotides long. RefSeq names its product AP-1 complex subunit gamma protein, putative. Bases 1 to 3234 code for a protein of 1077 amino acids. Gene Ontology annotation, biological process: receptor-mediated endocytosis; intracellular protein transport; Golgi to vacuole transport. Gene Ontology annotation, cellular component: Golgi apparatus; membrane coat; AP-1 adaptor complex. Gene Ontology annotation, molecular function: clathrin-cargo adaptor activity. The record is from RefSeq and is a predicted model, not a curated record. Lineage: Eukaryota; Apicomplexa; Conoidasida; Eucoccidiorida; Cryptosporidiidae. The transcript has a single exon.